UACCUUACUAUGGUUUUUCCCAUUGGGUUUUCCUGGAAAUGUUUUUUAACGAGGCAACAAAGACGUUAAGCGAGAGCGAAUAGUGACUCCUCCUUGCACUAUUUGGGGUCAUAUAGAGACAGCGCCGCAUAAGUUGAAAAUAUAAAGGAUGUGGGGUCCGCUGCACUAUUUGCACAGUAAAUUUCUUUUCUAUAUAUAUGAUCGAUUUCGAUCAUUUGUAAAUCAUCACACAUCGAAAACUCUUCUCUUCCUUUCAAUAAGAAACUCUCUCUCUAUAUCAGUGUUAUCUUCUCCUACGGGUAUAAAAUUUUGCUUCAUUUAAAUUCCUGCGAUAUAAUAAAAUACAAGUUCUUUUCAUAACACUAUUUUUAUAUUUCCUAAUAAUUGAAAAGAAUAUAGUUUGUUGUUAUCUAAUGUGCCACUACUCUUUCAUGUCUCCCCCUAUAUUUUAUUUGGCUUACUCUUACGUAUCAUUCCAAUCUUGAACAAAAAGAGCAUUUUGUUCCUUUUCUUCUUCAUCUUCAAUCAUUUCUGGUCUUUUUCCUUUCCUCGUUCCUUUCGUAAACCAAACCUUUUUUGUUCAUUUUGACAUUAUCGUCCAAGUGUCUCGGAUUCGAGCAUGUCAACAAGAUUCAAAGGGAUUUAUCAGAAGAGCUUCAAGUGUUUCUCCGACAUUUCGGAUGAGAAGGAUGAGGAGAUGGAUAUAGGUUAUCCUACAGAUGUUCGACACGUGUCACAUAUCGGUUGGGAUAGUUCAUCGAGUAGUGCACCGAGUUGGCUACGUGAAUUCAAGACGAGCAACAACGUUUUUGAGCCAAAUUCAUCGUGGCCGUUUACAGAUUUGAAAUCAGCCAUGGAAGCAUUUGGAGAAGUUGAAAGCAGCAAAGAAUUGGGGAAAGAAUCAACGAAACAAUACCUGAAGAAGAAGCUCUCUUCAAAAGCCUCUAAGUUGUGUAAUCCAUGGUCACCAAGAUUCUCAAGAUCAAGCAAGGUCAUUGCUUGAUUAUUUUAACUUUUAGUUCAUUGCCGUUGUAUAUAUAAUAAUAUAGAGAAUAUAGUGAGAUAUCAAUGUUGUUGUUUUCAUUCGAGAUAUCUAUCUUCAGAAGUGUGUACAUAUUAAUAUUGAAAGCGUCUUUGCAAUGAUAUUGGAAUUGCUUUA
Brassica napus (rape) is the source of this 1159-nucleotide messenger RNA. RefSeq names its product CRIB domain-containing protein RIC9. Lineage: Eukaryota; Viridiplantae; Streptophyta; Magnoliopsida; Brassicales; Brassicaceae. The coding region runs from base 620 to 1003 and encodes 127 amino acids. The record is from RefSeq and is a predicted model, not a curated record. The transcript has 4 exons.